Sphaeramia orbicularis (orbiculate cardinalfish) is the source of this 1224-nucleotide messenger RNA. Its product is annotated as transmembrane protein 26-like. The transcript has 5 exons. Bases 1 to 1224 code for a protein of 407 amino acids. The record is from RefSeq and is a predicted model, not a curated record. Lineage: Eukaryota; Metazoa; Chordata; Actinopteri; Kurtiformes; Apogonidae.
AUGUGUCACUUCCUGAACGCCCUGCUAGCUGUGCUCAGCCGCUUCCUGUUCGCGGUCCACGGGGUGGUGACGGUGUGGCGUGUGGUGGCGGUUAAAGGGGAGCCGCUUUAUUGGCUGCUGCUGACGGGCGUGGCUCUGCUGGGCGUGGAAAUGGCCGUCACGCUGAAGUGUACCCGCAACGCCGAGUGGAAAUGGUUCUCACCCAUGGUUUUCCUCUACCUCAGUACUGUAAUCCCUUCCAUUUGGUUUCUGGAGCUAAGCCUGUUGCAGUCCAAGCUGCCCGUCAACAAUUCCUCAGGCCCUGAGCUUCAUUUGCUGGCUCACAUCCCCAUCACAGUGGACAUUGUGGAGCUGGAGCCAGAGAACUGGGUGGCCGGGUUGGAACAGACCAUGCUCAUUGUGUUGGUCCUGGGUCGCUGGCUCAUGCCUAAAGGAGACAUGUCCCGUGACCAGCUCUCCCAGCUCCUCAUGGUCUACGUGGGACUGGGCGCAGACAUCUUGGACAUCUUCGACACCUUCAGAGAACCUGAGGUCCAAACUAAGCGUGUGGUCGUGGUGGUGGGCUUGGCCCUCUUCUCAUGGGCCCUCAUGCAGUUUCCUCUGGUGCUCACGCAGACUCGAGCGCCGCAGAAGGGCGACGGUGGCGGUCGGCCUCGCUGCCCUGGAGUCACAUCUUCACUGGCCUCUUUCUGCUCCAGCGAAGUGUGGAGUUUACUGCUCACAGUCGGACUCCAAGACGGCCCGUUCCUACUUUACCGACUCUACCUCAUGAUCCAAGAACAGGUACUGAACCAGCUGAUGAUCUUUUUCACCUGCAAAAACAUCCUUAUAGUUCUCCUGGAGAUUUACCGAAUCUUGGUGGUGCAGUGUGAACCCGGCUCAGAAGGGUGUGCCGCUCUGGUGAUCCGAUGGCGAACACGGACGGGCAUCAGGGAGGACGUGAGAACGGAGGCGUGUAGUGGAGAGCAGAGCUGUCAAACAGAAAUGGAAAGAAAUGCAAGGUGCUUUGGAGAUAUUCCUCCACUGCCCAUUAAAGCCAGAAACUCUUUGAGAGUCCACAAGGACAGGAGAAUGUUUGAGAGGACGGCUGAGGUCUCCAGCAUGUUGGCACCGGCUGGGAAUGAAGAGCAGCUUCAGAAGCGAGAGGCAAUUCAAUCAGAGGUCUUUGUGGCGCUGCCCUGUAUCUGCGUCUGUCAAAUUGCUGCUCUUCACCUGCUCUGCUAG